AACACGUGUGUUUAUUGUUUACAUCUUGUCCAUGUUAUAAGCGAUUUCGUCACGUGACGCAUCGAUGAGACAUCGCCAGGAUUCCCCGGAAGCAAUAUUUUUAGAAAUUUAUAGUGAAAAUGACAGAAAAAGAAUUUAUUUUCGAUCCACACAAUAAAGUGGAACGCAGUUAUGGAUAUUGUAUGUUCUUUGUCAGUAUAAUAUCAUUUAUACUCACCAAUAUAGUGGUCACCAAAAUUGGACCUCCCAAAAACGUGAAAGGAGACCCGUGGAGAUGGAACAAUUUAUUCAUUUCUUGGAUACAUGCAGCCAUAUGUGGCACAUGGGAUAUACUUUGUUUAUAUUUUUAUCCAGAGAUGUUGGAUGACCUAGUUCACCAUAUUAAUUACUUCACAUAUCUAAUGAUUGCCUUCUCAACAGGUUACUUUGUGUAUGAUUUCCUAGAUCUGAUGUACAAUGGCAAGCUGAUAGCUAAUUGGGAAGUCACACUUCAUCAUAUAGCAGUAACUUCCAUGUUCUGGUACAACCUGCAUGAGGAGAUGUGUAUAGGUUACAAUGUAGUUGCCAUCAUGGCCGAAAUUAACAGUUUCUUCCUACAUUCCCGCAAGCUUCUACAUUUAUUACAGUACAAAUUUGACAACAAAUUUUAUCGUUUAGUCUGUAUGUUGAACUUGGUGACAUUUUUCGUCUGCCGCGGCUGGUCGCUGUGUCGGAUCUCGUACGGAAUGUACACAGAAUCUCACCGGGUGCCACCAGUCUACUUCCGGUUUUUGUGUUUUUCUAUUUUUGUGAUGAACUCGAUAAAUCCUGUGUUGUUCUGGAGACUUUUAAGAAAUGAUGUGUUAAGAAGACCGUCAACACCGAAGAAAUCAAAGCAGCCAGUUAUAAAUGGAAACAAUAAUCAAAAUGCUCAUUUAAAAUCAAAUUAAUGUUAUAGUAAUAAUGCUGUUUAAUUAAUGGACACUUCUAGUUUUAGAAAUUGCUAUGAAAUAAACAGUUUAAUAAAGGUUGCAUUUUAAUAUUUGUAUACAUAUGUACACCGAAAGAUACAAGAUUAAAUAUAAAUGAAUCAAUUAACUAUAUAGAUAUAUUACGUAUUAUAGCUUGACAUUUGGUCAGUAUAUAUUGUACUUUUAGAACGUUUGUCUUGAAUGAAAUGUAAAUUUUUGCAUCAUUAUUUUCAAAAUUUUAGAAUAACAGUUUUAUUUAAACAUUUUCACUAAGUCACUAUGAUAGUUUUGAAAAACUUUGAAUUAUUCAGAAUAUGAAUAUGAACAUAAAAGUUGUACAUAUAUGGACUUUGUACUGAAUUGCAAUCUUUCUGUUGUCUAGUUGCUUUUUAGCUAGCAUUAUAAGGGAGACAAUUACAAUUUAGUUUCAUAACCAGUUAUUGUCUCCCCUUAGUGUAUUAGGUACAUGUAUAUGCAUAGUUGUUUAAAUAGUGAAUCACAGUGAUUGAAUAUAUAAAGGUUUUGUUUUGGCAUUAUGUUUUAAGAAAAUGAUAAAUCAUUGUGUUUUACUGAUUAUGAUAAUGUUAUCAUAAAAGCUCACAAUAUGAAAAGGUUAAAACAGAAUUGGAUAUAAAAGAAAAGUAUGGUAAAAGAUUUUGAAUCAUUAGUUUUGCAAACAUAUCCUAUAAUUCUUAAAACGUGAAAAAGUUAUAUGUCCUUGCAUAAUUCAAAAAGUUAAGUAUAUUUUAAUUAUGUCAUGUCAGUCGGUCUCCCUAUGGACAACAUUAACAAUGUCUUGGCCUGUAGUAGUCAUCAUAAUUAUUUAAAAAAAAGUAUAUCUCUUAACCAUGGCUUGAUUUAAAUGGAUUGAAAUUUUACCUUGGGAGACUGACAUUAAAGGUCAAAUUUUCCAGAUUGUAUGUUAGUUAAAUUCUGUCAUGAAAUGUUAUUUCCUGUGCUUUUAUUCUUUGCUUUCCAAUUUCAUUAAUUUAUUUAUAUUAUCUUGGUUAUUAUAGUUAGCUACAUGUAGCUGUGUGAUAUAUCAACAUUGUAAAAUCAUUUACUGUAUACUAAAAGAUGUAUUUCAUCUAGGAAUAAUGAUGAUAUAAUUCACUUAUGUCAUUGGUAGUAACCUUUGAACUUUGGUCUUUGUUUUCUAUAAUAUUUACCAUGACAUAAUGUGUGAACCAUGUGACUAGUUCGGUACUAAUUGGUGACUAAGAUUGAUAAUACAAUGUUAGAUAUGACAGUUAAUGUUAUGAUACUCUAUAGAUAGGCAAAACCACUUGGUUGUGACUGUAAAAAAAAUAUGACUACAAAUUUUGUGUUACAUGUAAUUAGAAUUCUAGCAAUUCUUGCCUGUAAAAAAUGAACUAAAUUAUUUUUGCAUUCAGUGUUUUUCCCCUUCUUGAUUUAGGUCUCCGAAAAUUCUAAUAUUCUUCAAAAUUUUGUAAGUAAUUUUUGAAAAUUAUAAGUUUUACAUUUGUCGAAUCUCAAUAUUUGCAAUUUUAACAUAAUCAUGCAAUUAAACAUUUUCCGAAAUGGGUUUUACAUAGACCUUUUCCUAAAAGGAUUAAGUAAAAACACUGGUAUCUGUUAGUAUUUCAUAAAGAAUUAACAUUUUACAUUUAGAUUAGAUCAAGUUAUUUCAACCAUUUUUCAUUCUGUAUAAAUAUUUCAUCCUUCCUCAGUAGUUGUGAAAGUUAGCAGUUUUCAAACUUUGUAAAUUUGGCAUCGUUCAACCUGGCAUCAUAUAUUUAUAACAAUGUGUGUAAAUUUGUCGUUCAUAAAACAGUGUAUAAUUUUCAUCUUGGGACAACAUUGCUUUUUUUAGCAUUCAUUUCUAUAUUUAGGAUUCUGUGGCAGUCUGUGUUUACUUAAUUAGGUAUUUUCCAGCAAUAUUUGUAUAUAUGGCACUUUUUGAAGACAAUUUUUGUAAAUUUGGUAUCCAUUGACCUUCUGAAUUUUGGCAUUAAUUUUAUAACUUGUGUUUAUUUUGCUCUAGUUUCAACUAAAAGUGUAAAUUUGUCAUUGUAUCAUAUAACCUAUGACUGACAUUCUUUUUACAUUUAGCAUAAAUUCUUGUAAUCCCUCAAAAGGAUUGUUAAACAUUUAUAGUAGUGGUGCAGUACAUACAUUAUCAAUAGUGUUGACACAUGAUAAGUCAAUGAUAAAUGUGGCAGAAAUGAUAAGCCUGUAAAUUGAUGUGAUGUCAUAUAUGUAACUUGCAUACAUUAAUUGGUUUUACUGAUUUAUGAUGAGAAAAUGUACUUGUAAGCUAAAAGGAAAUUUUAUUGGAGGGUGAACAGUAAUUGACAUAUAAGGACAUAUAUUUUCUAUAGUGUGACACAGAAAAUCUAACAAUAUUAUUGUUUUUAGCUCAACUUUUCAAAGAAUAUUGAGAGUUAUUGUACUCACUCUGGCAUCAGUGUCAUACUUUGGUUAAGUUUUUGCAUUCAUGUUGGUAUCUUCUACCAAAGGGAAUGGGUUGAAACAUUUUUUUCUCUUUGAUUAUCUAACAUGAUGGACAUAGGUUACAGAGUUAUGGCCCUUCUCUUACAGUCAAGCACUGAGAAUAGUGGAGCCCACUGUGUUACUGACAGCACUUCGUAUGUUAUUUAUUUCAUCAGAUAAAUUUACAUGUUUUAAAGAACCAGAACCUGAUUGUUGCUGAAUUCAAUGUAAUAGUCUUUUGAAAUUAAAGUUGCUUCUAUUAAAUAAUGUACUUGGUGGUAAAGUACAGAAACUACUAUCUGAAAUAGCUAGUUUUGUGUGUAUCAAAAUUUAAUUUUCUUUAGCAGUCAAUUAAUUAUUUUUGUUUAGGGAUCAAAUUUUAGUUUUUGUUUCUUCUUGGUUUAUACCAUGAUACCAUUUUAAUUUGCAACACUUACAUGAAUGUUUUAAGCUAAGAAUGAAAGUUUGCGUUGUACAUUUAGUAAUAGUAAUUAUUGUACAUUCAGUAAUAGUAAUUCUUGUACAUUCAGUAAUAGUAAUUCUUGUACAUUCAGUAAUAGUAAUUCUUAUACUGAUUUUUUUCAUAUUCUUUGAAUAUAUUGUAAACUUAAAGUUAAAGCUUAAUUUUUGUAAGGAACCGUAAAUGGUUAAAGUAACUGUUUUUUUUAUAUGAAAAAUGUUUACAAUAUUUUGAAGAAUUUAUGGUUGGAACGGUACAUAAAUUGGUUUUUAAUAGAACACUGUGUUUAUUAUGAUUUUAUACUUUUCUAUAACAAAAAGUUUUGUUUUCACACACCAAGUUAAACAAGAAGUCAUUGUUUUGUUUUAUACAAAUUUUGUAAAAAAAGAAAUCAAUGCAGCAUGUCUCAUUGUACAAAAAUAUUUGUGAAAUAUUUUACAACAAAACGUAAGAUAUGCUGUCAUUUUUUCAUCGUCUUAGUGUUGUAUUUUGAAUGUUGUUUUUUUGAGACAUGACAUUUUCAAUUUUUGUGCUAAUUAUCUACAUUUUAUGUAUCUUACAUAUUUUUGGACUAUUUAGCUUACAUACUGGAUCUGAUUGUUUGUAGUACACUUUACUUUUAAAGUAAAAUAGGUUUAUUCCAUGCACUUUAAUUUAUUUUUCACUCAAACUUUUUUCAACAUGAUUAAAGUUGGACACUUGUCCUUCUUUAUUUUUAUUUAUCACAUAUCCAUGCCACUUUUGUGAUUCAUCAUCAUCUAUAUCCCUCUGUGAUACUGUUUCUCAUAGCAUCUUCAUUUAUUCCCUGAUUUCUUACAUAUUUAAUUGUUGGUACUUUGCAUUAUGAACAGUGCUACCAUUAGAUAGAUUUUUAGGUCAAUUUGGUCAAGGUCACUUGCGCUAUUUAGGUCAUUUUUGUCAAGGUCACUUGGGCUAUUAAGGACAUUGUCGUGAAGGUCAUUUGGGCGAUUUUGGUCAAGGUCACUGGGCUUUUUACAUGUAGAACAUUUUGGUCAAGGUCACUUAGACUAUUUAGGUCAAGGUCACUUGGUCUAUUUAGGUCAAGGUCACUUGGUCUAUUUAGGUCAAGGUCACUUGGUCUAUUUAGGUCAAGGUCAAAGUAUCUUAGGUUAAAAAUUGGACAUUAUUGAUGUACUCUCAAAGACAGUAUAGAUGUCUUGUUAUGAGUCUAAUACUCAAUAAAUCUGCAAUAGAUUUGUUGUUUACAUUUUUAGCUCACCUGUCACAAAGUGACAGGGUGAGCUUUUGUGAUCGCUUUUCGUCCGGCGUCCGUCCGUCCGUCGUCCGUCCGUCGUCCGUCCGUCCGUCCGUAAACUUUUACUUUAAAUGACAUCUCCUCAUAAACCACUAAGCCAAUUUCAUCCAAACUUCACAGGAAUGUUCCUUUGGUGGUCACCUUUAAAAAUUGUUCAAAGAAUUUAAUUCCAUGCAGAACUCUGGUUGCCAUGGCAACCGAAAGAAAAAACUUUAAAUAUCUUCUUUUAAAAAACCAUAAGAGCUAGAGCUUAGAUUUUUGGCAUGAAACAUCUUCUAGUGAGUGUCUACCAAGUUUGUUCAAAUAAAAGCCCUGGGGUCAAAAUUGGCCCCGCCCCGGGGGAUCAUUGAUUUUCCCUAUAUGCAUAUAGUAAAAACUUAAAAAAUCUUCUUUUAAAGAACCCAAAGAGCUAGAGCUAAGAUAUUUAGCAUGAAACAUGUUCUAAUGGGUUUCUACCAAGUUUGUUCAAAUAAAAGCCCUGGGGUCAAAAUUGGCCCCGCCCCGGGGGUCAUUGAUUUUCCCUAUAUGCAUAUAGUAAAAAAGUUAAAAAAUCUUCUUUUAAAGAACUCAAAGAGCUAUGGCUAAGAUAUUGAGCAUCAAACAUGUUCUAAUAGGUGUCUACCAAGUUUGUUCAAAUAAAAGCCCUGGGGUCAAAAUUGGCCCCGCCCCAGGGGGUCAUUGAUUUUCCCUAUAUGCAUAUAGUAAAAACUUAAAAAAUCUUCUUUUAAAGAACCAAAAGAGUAAGAGCUAAGAUAUUUAGCAUGAAACAUGUUCUAAUGGGUGUCUACCAAGUUUGUUCAAAUAAAAGCCCUGGGGUCAAAAUUGGCCCCGCCCGGGGGGUCAUUGAUUUUCCCUAUAUGCAUAUAGUAAAAAGUUAAAAAAUUUUCUUUUAAAGAACUCAAAGAGCUAUGGCUAAGAUAUUGAGCAUCAAACAUGUUCUAAUAGGUGUCUACCAAGUUUGUUCAAAUAAAAAGCCCUAGGGUCAAAAUUGGCCCCGCCCCAGGGGGGUCAUUGAUUUUCCCUAUAUGCAUAUAGUAAAAACUUAAAAAAUCUACUUUUAAAGAACCAAAAGAGUUAGAGCUAAGAUAUUUAGCAUGAAACAUGAUCUAAUAAGUGUCUACCAAGUUUGUUCAAAUAAAAGCCCUGGGGUCAAAAUUGGCCCCGCCCCGGGGGUCAUUGAUUUUCCCUAUAUGAAUAUAGUAAAAACUUAAAAAAUCUUCUGUUAAAGAACUCAAAGAGCUAUGGCUAAGAUAUUUAGCAUCAAACAUGUUCUAAUUGGUGUCUACCAAGUUUGUUCAAAUAAAAGCCCUGGGGUCAAAAUUGGCACCGCCCUAGGGGUCAUUGAUUUUCCUUAUAUGUGUAUAGCAAAAACUUAAAAAAUCUUUUUUGAAAAAACCCAAAUAGCUAGAGUUAAGAUAUUAAGCAUGAAACAUCUUUUAGUGAGUGUCUACAAAGUUUGUUCAAAUAAAAGACCUGGGGUCAAAAUUGGCCCCGUCCCGGGGGUCAUUGAUUUUCUUUAUAUGUGUAUAGCAAAGACUUAAAAUCUUCUUUGAAAAAACCCGAAUAGCUAGAGUU
Molecule: messenger RNA, 6715 nt
Organism: Ruditapes philippinarum (Manila clam)
Lineage: Eukaryota; Metazoa; Mollusca; Bivalvia; Venerida; Veneridae
Product: TLC domain-containing protein 2-like
Exons: 4
Coding region: 120-929 (269 amino acids)
Biological process (GO): phospholipid homeostasis; plasma membrane organization; membrane assembly
Cellular component (GO): plasma membrane
Source: RefSeq, a predicted model, not a curated record